AAUACCACAACACAACACACAUACCAGCCCACAUAACCACACGAGUGAGACCGACACCACCCGCCACAGACUGAGUUGCCGGCGAGUUCUACCCGUCUAACUCAGUUACCCUCUUCCCUAUACAAAUUACUCAAGAGUCUCCAACUCACUCUUCUUCUGAACCCAUAAGGGGCAGCGCAAUGGGUUCGGAGCUCAUCUUCAGAGGGCACGAGGCCCAACACGUGGCGGACACCUACUCGCCGAAACCGCAAAAGCCAUGGGCCUCUGUGACCCGCCCGAUUGGGUACUUGCUCCGAGAGCAGCGCCUCGUCUUCGUCCUCGUCGGCAUUGCUAUAGCCACCGUCGGGUUCACGCUCCUCCCGUCCUCUCGCUCUCCGUAUGUUAACGGCAACGUCCCGAUCUCGAACGAGUAUGUUAGGUACGACUUCGAUUCGUCGACCCAUUUGACGCACAAGCCCGCUUACGAGCGCCGGUUCGGGUUGACGAACUGGAAUUCUGGUGGGAAGGUGCCGCUGGGGCUGAAGAGAAAGGGGCUCCGGAUCGUGGUGACGGGUGGGGCCGGAUUUGUCGGGUCGCACCUUGUGGACCGUCUGAUAGAGCGAGGGGACAGCGUGAUCGUUGUGGACAAUUUCUUCACCGGCAGGAAAGAGAACGUAAUGCACCAUUUCGGGAACCCCAGGUUCGAGCUCAUCCGACACGACGUCGUUGAGCCUCUUCUCCUCGAAGUCGACCAGAUCUACCAUCUCGCUUGCCCUGCCUCCCCUGUCCAUUACAAGUUCAACCCCGUCAAGACUAUUAAAACCAAUGUGGUGGGGACUCUGAACAUGCUGGGUCUAGCGAAGAGGAUAGGAGCGCGGUUCUUGCUAACCAGCACCAGUGAGGUGUACGGUGAUCCUCUGCAGCACCCGCAGGUUGAAACCUACUGGGGCAACGUUAAUCCAAUCGGUGAGUGACAGAGUAUCUCUCUCUGU
Messenger RNA from Prunus avium (sweet cherry), 971 nucleotides. Lineage: Eukaryota; Viridiplantae; Streptophyta; Magnoliopsida; Rosales; Rosaceae. The record is from RefSeq and is a predicted model, not a curated record.